Procambarus clarkii (red swamp crayfish) is the source of this 1404-nucleotide messenger RNA. NCBI's taxonomy places the organism in Eukaryota, Metazoa, Arthropoda, Malacostraca, Decapoda, Cambaridae. The record is from RefSeq and is a predicted model, not a curated record.
AUGAUAAAAGUGAGAAAAGCUUCUUCGGGUAAAAUGUUUACAAUCUCAAUUAAGAAUACCUUCGAAACAUUUCUCAACCAGUGUGGUUUGACUGACCCAAUAGAAGCAGAGGUAGUGGAGGUAGAAGCAGAGGUAGUGGAGAUAGAAGCAGAGGUAGUGGAGGUAGAAGCAGAGGUAGUGGAGAUAGAAGCAGAGGUAGUGGAGGUAGAAGCAGAGGUAGUGGAGGUAGAAGCAGAGGUAGUGGAGAUAGAAGCAGAGGUAGUGGAGAUAGAAGCAGAGGUAGUGGAGGAAGAAGCAGAGGUAGUGGAGAUAGAAGCAGAGGUAGUGAAAGCAGAAACAGAGUUAGUGGAGGUAGAAGCAGAGGUGGUGGAGAUAGAAGCAGAGGUAGUGGAGAUAGAAGCAGAGGUAGUGGAGGUAGAAGCAGAGGUAGUGGAGAUAGAAGCAGAGGUAGUGGAGGUAGAAGCAGAGGUAGUGGAGGUAGAAGCAGAGGUAGUGGAGAUAGAAGCAGAGGUAGUGGAGAUAGAAGCAGAGGUAGUGGAGGUAGAAGCAGAGGUAGUGGAGAUAGAAGCAGAGGUGUUGGAGAUAGAAGCAGAGGUAGUGGAGGUAGAAGCAGAGGUGUUGGAGAUAGAAGCAGAGGUAGUGGAGAUAGAAGCAGAGGUAGUGGAGGUAGAAGCAGAGGUAGUGGAGAUAGAAGCAGAGGUGUUGGAGAUAGAAACAGAGGUAGUGGAGGUAGAAGCAGAGGUAGUGGAGAUAGAAGCAGAGGUAGUGGAGAUAGAAGCAGAGGUGUUGGAGAUAGAAGCAGAGGUAGUGGAGGUAGAAGCAGAGGUAGUGGAGAUAGAAGCAGAGGUAGUGGAGAUAGAAGCAGAGGUAGUGGAGGUAGAAGCAGAGGUAGUGGAGAUAGAAGCAGAGGUAGUGGAGAUAGAAGCAGAGGUAGUGGAGGUAGAAGCAGAGGUAGUGGAGAUAGAAGCAGAGGUGUUGGAGAUAGAAACAGAGGUAGUGGAGGUAGAAGCAGAGGUAGUGGAGAUAGAAGCAGAGGUAGUGGAGAUAGAAGCAGAGGUGUUGGAGAUAGAAGCAGAGGUAGUGGAGGUAGAAGCAGAGGUAGUGGAGGUAGAAGCAGAGGUAGUGGAGAUAGAAGCAGAGGUAGUGGAGAUAGAAGCAGAGGUGUUGGAGAUAGAAGCAGAGGUAGUGGAGAUAGAAGCAGAGGUAGUGGAGGUAGAAGCAGAGGUAGUGGAGAUAGAAGCAGAGGUGUUGGAGAUAGAAGCAGAGGUAGUGGAGGAAGAAGCAGAGGUAGUGGAGAUAGAAGCAGAGGUAGUGAAAGCAGAAACAGAGUUAGUGGAGGUAGAAGCAGAGGUUGAAUUAGAGGUUUUAGAGGCAGAAGCAGAGGUAAAUUGUGAUUUGGAAUAG